AUGGCAGCCACCUCAAUUUGGAAGCUUAACACUGAUGGAGCGUGUAAGCGAAACUUGGGUCGUGGUGGAGGUGGUGGAGUCUUUCGUAAUAAUUAUGGCAGGUGGUUACAGGGUUUCUUCAUACGUUUGGGAAUUUGCGCUUCCAUGGAAGCUGAACUUUGUGCCUUAUUGCAUGGUUUUCAUAUUGCCUGGAAUAGUGGUUGUCAAAAAUUAGUGGUUGAGCUAGAUUCACUCACAGUUCUUCGACUUCUCUCCCUAGAUGUGGAAGCUCAUUUGAAGUUGGGUUCAUUGUUGUUGCAGUGCAAGCAAUUCCUUGGUCAUGAUUGGCAGGUCUCUCUUCGGUACUGCUUUCAAGAAGCUAACCAGGUUGCAGAUUGGCUGGCAAAUAAGGCUAUAGAAAAAUAUCUCUCUCCUUUCACUCUCAAAUUAGCCGGUAGUUCGCGAGUUGCUGCUAAUAUUACUACCAACGAGGGUGUCAUCGUUUAUUUCGCCCUUGACAAUGGACCAAAAACACUCGUAAUGGUCAAUGAAGCAGACCUCAAUAAUUUAAACUAUUCAUUGUCCAAUGCAUCUCAACUUCAAAUAUUUGAUAUCUCUAGCAACAAGUUUGUUGGACAAGUUCCCACUGAUCUUCAAAAUCUGAAAAGUCUCUCAUGGUUGAACUUUGAGACAAAUAAUCUUGGAAGUAAUUCAUCAAAUGACUUGGUUUUCUUGACAUCUUUGACAAAUUGCAGUCAUUUAGAAAUGUUAUCUUUUUCCAUGGAUCAUUUUGGAGGUGUUAUACCAAACUCAAUCACCAAUUUGUCAACUAGGCUCAAUUAUUUGUAUUUGGGAGAAAAUGAAAUGACAGGAACUGUUCCUGUAGGGCUGGAGAAUCUUAUCAACUUAAUUGGUUUGGCUAUGGAAGACAACUCUUUCACUGGCGAAAUUCCUAGAACCAUUGGAGAUUGCUUGAACCUAGAGUAUCUUUAUAUGCAGAGAAACUUUUUCCAAGGAACCAUCCCUUCAUCUUUAGCUUCCCUUAGAGGCCUUCGAUAUUUAGAUCUUUCACAAAACAACUUGUCAGGACAAAUUCCGAAAGAUCUGCAAGAAAUCCCUUAUCUCCAAUACUUGAAUCUUUCUUUUAAUAAUCUUAAAGGAAAGGUACCAAAAAGAGGAGUAUUUGCUAAUGUCAGUGCAUUGUCACUGAUUGGGAAUAACAAGCUUUGCGGUGGUGUCCCAGAACUUCGUUUGCCAAAAUGCCCAACUCGAAUCACGAAGAAAGUGAACUCCCAUACUCUUAUGCUAGCAAUUGCAAUUGCUUGUGGGGUUCCAUCUGUGGUUUUGAUUCUGAUGCUUUUUCUUAUUUGCUGGAUGAAAAAGUUAAGAAGCAACUCUUCUUUUGCAUCCUUAGCAAUGAACCACCUUCUAAAUGUAUCAUAUAAAGAUCUUUAUCAGGCAACAAAUGGAUUCUCUUCUUGCAAUUUAAUCGGCUCAGGUUUCUUUAGCUCUGUGUAUAAAGGAUUUCUACCUCAAGUUGAAAGACAAGUAGCUAUUAAGGUACUCAACCUUGAGCAAACGGGUGCUAUUAAGGAGAUUAUUCAUUCAAUGUGGAAUCAUUCAGGGCGGGAUGGAUGGAUGGUACUUAAAAUUGACCUUGAGAAGGCGUAUGUGUUAACAAUUGCAGCAAUGGAGAGCAAGGGAAGAAGAUGA
Molecule: messenger RNA, 1692 nt
Organism: Manihot esculenta (cassava)
Lineage: Eukaryota; Viridiplantae; Streptophyta; Magnoliopsida; Malpighiales; Euphorbiaceae
Product: putative receptor-like protein kinase At3g47110
Exons: 5
Coding region: 1-1692 (563 amino acids)
Molecular function (GO): nucleic acid binding; ATP binding; protein binding
Source: RefSeq, a predicted model, not a curated record